AUGGCGAAACCUAGAGUAAAGAAGAGAACCCAUGUGGGCGCCAAUCAGCCCAAGAGCGCCAACGCCGUGGCCGCCCAUGCCACCGUCCGCGAUCCCAAGAGCAUGGUGAUUCGGAUCGGGGCCGGCGAAGUUGGUUCUAGCAUCAGUCAAUUGGCCGCCGACGUUCGCCAUGUCAUGGAACCCGGAACGGCGAGUCGGUUGAAGGAACGAAAGGCCAAUAGGUUAAGGGACUACGUUACCAUGAGCGGUCCCUUGGGCAUCACACACCUUCUUCUGUUCUCCCGGUCAGAGCGAGGCAACGUCAAUCUCAGAGUAGCGUUGUCGCCCAAGGGCCCUACCCUCAACUUUAGGGUGGAAAAGUACUCCCUCGCAAAGGAUAUCCAAAAGACGCAACGGCGGCCCGUGGCGUUGGAAAAGAGUUUACGACCCCCUCUGCUUGUGAUGAACAAUUUCACCUCACCCGGCGCCGAUUCCGCGUCCAAGGUACCGAAGCACCUCGAAUCUCUCAUCACCACCGUUUUCCAGGAACCAGACAAGGAUGGAGAGGAGGGCUCGUUUAUACUCAACUUUCGCCAUUUCGCCAUCACAACCAAGACUACCGGCCUUUCGCGGCCGCUCCGGCGAUUGAACGCCGCCGAGAAGCUGGUAUCAUCGAAGCCGGGGAGGAAGGGCGGAGUGCCCAAUUUGGGCAAGCUGGAAGACAUCGCCGACUUUAUGAUUGGCGGCGAGAAUGGCGAGGGCUACAUGACAGACUACACGAGCGGUAGCGAGGUCGACACCGACGCCGAAGUCGAGGUGGUGGAAGAGGGGCCGCGCAAACUGUCUCGCAAGGCUGCUGCGGAGGGCGCCGAACCAACCGAAGAGGAAGAGAAGGUCGAGAAGCGCGCGGUCAAGCUAGUCGAGCUGGGACCCCGCAUGAAGCUGCGGUUAACAAAGGUUGAGGAUGGCAUCGCGGCAGGCAAGGGGAAGAACGGCAAGGAGGAGGACGAUGACAUGAAGGAUUACGGUGACGACUUGGAGCCGGAGGACUUUUACAAUAGCAGCGAUGACGAGUACAAGGGUAGCGACGGUGAAGAUGCGAUGGAGGAGGACGAAAAUGACGAGUAA
Messenger RNA from Parascedosporium putredinis, 1107 nucleotides. NCBI's taxonomy places the organism in Eukaryota, Fungi, Ascomycota, Sordariomycetes, Microascales, Microascaceae. The record is from the annotation of a GenBank genome assembly.